Messenger RNA from Dermacentor silvarum, 2142 nucleotides. RefSeq names its product glucosidase 2 subunit beta. Gene Ontology annotation, biological process: N-glycan processing. Gene Ontology annotation, cellular component: glucosidase II complex. The record is from RefSeq and is a predicted model, not a curated record. Gene Ontology annotation, molecular function: protein binding; calcium ion binding. The coding region runs from base 22 to 1728 and encodes 568 amino acids. The transcript is spliced from 14 exons. NCBI's taxonomy places the organism in Eukaryota, Metazoa, Arthropoda, Arachnida, Ixodida, Ixodidae.
UUCGUCAUUUCCGGCACAACGAUGGCGGCGACCAUGCGUGGCAGAGACAGAGCGAUGCCGUGUUGUACCUCCCGCGAGAUGGUUUCCCACGUAAUUUUAGCGCUGCUACUCGUCUCAGCGCGGUGUCUAGCGGACGAUAGUAUUAGAGUUUCCAGGCCUCGCGGUGUCGCACUUAAACAUGCGUCUUUAUACGACCGCACAAGAAAUUUCACGUGCUUCGACGGCAAGAGGGACGUCGAGUUUUUUAUGGUGAACGACGACUAUUGUGACUGUGAUGACGGCUCCGACGAACCAGGCACAUCGGCCUGUGUCAAUGGCAAAUUCCACUGCGACAACUUGGGCCACAAGGGCCAGGAUAUUCCUUCUUCCUGGGUCAACGAUGGCAUUUGUGAUUGCUGCGACGGCAGCGAUGAAUAUGCGACCUCUGCUGGCUGCGUCAACAACUGCCUCGAGCUCGGGCGGCAGGCACGAGAGGAAGAAGCAAAGAUGCGUGAGCUUCUCUCACGUGGUCUGCAGUUGCAGCAGGAGAUGGCCAACGAGGGCAAGCAGCACCGACUCAACUGCAAGAACAAGCUUGAGGAGCUGCGGGGGAGUGUGGAGGAAGCACGCAAGUCACGUGACGCCCUUGAAGCUGUCAAAACUCAGGCAAUGGAAGCUGAAACCCAAGCCCUUCAGAAGUACAAGGACGCAGAUUCCGAGCGCAAACGGGAACAGGAGGAACUGGAGAUGCAGCGCCACCAGGAAGAGGAGAAAGCGAAUGCGCGCGAGGCCUUUGGCGAACUGGACCUGGAUGGCAACGGCAUGCUUACUGUCGAGGAGCUGCAGAAGAACAACAUCUUUGACCAGAACAGGGACGGCACCGUGUCUGUGGAGGAGGCCAAGUUCUUCUUGCACAUGAAAGAUGAGAUGGGCCUGGAGGAGUUUUCAACCACAGGCUGGAUGAUCAUGAAGCCCAUCUACAGCACGAGCAAGAUGCCUCCUGCCCCAGAGACAGCACCGCCACCACUGCCACCAUCUGUGGAGGAGCAACUGGCUACUGCCACCACGCCGAUGCCUCCGUACAAGGAGGAAGAGGAGGAUGAGGAAGAGGACCCUCCCGAAGACAACGUGGACGAAGGAGACGAUGAAGACGACGAGGUGGAACCACCCAAGUUUCCACCCAAGGAGGACGAAGACGUCUCCACAGAAUCAUCCACUACAGACACCACCGAGUAUGACGAGGAGACCAAGGCACUCAUGGAAGCUGCCAAGAAAGCACGAGACGAGUUCACUGAAGCUGACACCAAGGUCAGGAACCUCGAGUCUGAAAUCAGGAAACUGGAGCAGUCCCUCGACACAGACUACGGCCCCGACGACGCAUACGCAGCUCUACGUGAGCAGUGCUUCGAGUUCACCGAUCGGGAGUACACAUACAAACUGUGUCCAUUUGACCAGGCGUCGCAGGCACCCAAGGGCGGAGGCGCCGAGACCGGCCUAGGACGCUGGGGCAGCUGGCAUGGACCAGAUGACAAUAAGUACAGCCAGAUGAAGUACGACGGCGGUGCGACCUGCUGGAACGGGCCUGCAAGAUCUGUCGUGGUUGACCUUCACUGUGGUCUGGAGAACCAGCUGACGUCGGCCUCGGAGCCAAACCGAUGCGAAUACCACUUCGACUUCAGCACUCCGGCGGCGUGCGCCCCUGUGCCAACAGACACGCCUACAGAGUCGCAUGUCCACGAAGAACUCUAACGGAUCCUCAUUGCCAUGUUCCACAAUCUUGGGGGUGGGCAUCCAUGUUCUAUCAUUCCAGCGGGGCCCAAUAAAGACAUCUCACUAGCGGGGAUGCACAUGGAUGUAGCCAAGGAGGGAGGGAAAGACAUGCAAUGCGCACAGGGAUGUUGUGACGUGGUUUGCGGUGACCUGCACAGCGUGGUGUUUUAAUUCGUGAAGAGAUUGGCGAAACGGUUUCAUGGCUGCCUGUCUGAUUCUCUUCUGGCCUUCUGUACAUUUGUCGGAAGGCAGUACCAACCCCUAUUUCUUUCCCUACCGCCUUUGCCUGCAAGCCGGUGGAAGUCUUUCGCUGUUGAACCAGCAUUGACCUUUUGUCCUGUAUACUUCAUGUUCUUGCUUUUUUUUUUUACCUAUCGUAAAAAAUAAAGCGUG